This is a messenger RNA of Mesorhabditis belari, 1146 nucleotides long. The record is from the annotation of a GenBank genome assembly. Lineage: Eukaryota; Metazoa; Nematoda; Chromadorea; Rhabditida; Rhabditidae.
AUGGCUUACAAUUAUUCCGAUAAUGAGGAGAUUUUUGAGCCGUUGAACUUGCAAAGAUUUCAAUUGCCAUCAGGAUCUUUGAAAGGAAAGGAAAUAUUUGUCUACUAUGCUUUUUAUGAUACCAGUACAUUGGACAAGGAGGAGAUUUUUGUUGCAUUGGAUGAGGAAACCAUUUUGCCGUUAGAAUGGGCUGAGAUCAAAAUCAUUCACGGCUCUUCUUGGGCCAUUGUGAAAUUACAUCGUUUGCCUCGUAGUUACGAAUAUGACAUCAAUGUUUGUAUCGUGGGACCAUUAUUUUGGUACAAUGACUGGCCAAGAGUGUUCUUGAUUCUUGAGAAAUGGAGAGUCAACAAGGUUCGAAAAGUUCUACUUCACGUUCAUUCCAUGUCACAAGACACAAAAAGGGUUUUGGAUUACUAUAUCAAAAAGGGUUUAUUAGAGAUCCGACCAUAUCCAAUGAUGCCAUUCACAAACGAAUUCGAUCCAAACAAUCACAUCUUUUACACAGCUCAACAUUUGGUGACAUUUAUGUGUAGUGUUUGGAACGUCAGCGAAACUUUAUUGAAAGUGGUGGAGAGAAUGGAUGAGGAAGACCUGGGUUCGUUUACUUUAAAACACAAUGCCCUCGGAUUUCUACAUGGAAUGAUCCCGAAUCCAUGGAAUUUCCGAGAAUUUCUGAAAUUCGAUUUCUUGAAAAGCGCUAUUCCCUAUAAAGUAGAUGUGAAUGGAAAAUACAUUAUGAAAACGGGGAAAGCUCGGGUGCCUUGGAUUCAUGGAAUGAAGAAAUACUUUGGAAAGUCAAAUGAUGUACAGAUUUCCACUGAUGACAUCCUUUUACUCCACCUCAGAAAUAGCUACAAUGAUAUCAAAAAGAAACAGAAUCUCUUCCCUGAAGAUCAAAUAUUUCAGAAUUUGAACACAACAGAACUAUCAAUAACAUUACGAGAGAUUUUCGGAGAUGAAGAGCCAUCUUUUAGACCGUCACUCACUGAUCCGAUACUUCAUGAGUGCAUGAAAAGUGCACUGUCUGAUACCCCGGGAGAAGAUUGCCUCAAAACAACAGGAAAUGGAUGCUUCGAUGUGCUGAAAGAUCUCGACGAUUGGCUUUUUGCUGUGCCAACCGAAGGGAGUCAUUAUAUACCGAUU